CCUUUAUUAAUAAGAGGGUCUAGCUCCAAUUUCUUGCCCUCUAUAGCCAAUUCCCAAAUGGGCCGACCGUCGUCCGCUGUAGAAAUCCCCCAUGAACGGCGUCGUAGCGGUAGAGAAUAUUCCCCGGACCGCUACGUUUUCGAAGAUUCAUGGCCUCGCCAUCGUACCCGCAAUCGCAGCCCCAGCCCUAGCCGAAGCCGCAGCAGAAGUUUUAGCCGGAGCCGUAGUCGUAGUCGGAGCCCAAUCUACAACCAGUACUCAAAGCACGACAGGCGCCGUGACCUACGAGCCUCUCCGGAUUAUUCCUACCCUACCAGAAGCCCUAGGUCUGAAACCCUAAAGUUGGAGAAGAAAUACAACAACUACAGCGAUACCCGGAAGAAUUCCUACCUCGAUCGCGAUUAUAGGAACGGGCGGUAUGCGGAGUCGGAAUCUGACGAGGAGCUGAGAGGCUUGAGCUUCGAAGACUACAGGAGCCUCAAGCGCCAGAAAUUGAGAAAGAUGCUGAAGAAUUGUAUUUGGAAUUGUACUCCUAGUCCUCCCAGGAAUCCGAACGAUCCUGAGGAGGAUGAAAUCGCGGAAAACAGCGAAGUGGAAAAGGAACUUAGCAAGAAAGAUGCAAAAAAUGGGGAUAUUUUGAAAUCGGAUGCUAAAAGCGAGUCUGAAUCUGAGUCAGCAUCGGGGUCUACUGACCCUGAAUCGGAUGAUUCGAGGUCCAAGAGGAAGGAGAAGGGGAAGGGGAAGAAAUCGAGUUCUAGGCGUAAGAGGAGGAGGUCAAAGUCGGUUUCUGAGACUGAGAGUGAAUCAGAUGAGUCUAGUGAAGGCUCAGAGGAAGAUCAUCGUACGAGGAGAAGGAGGAAAUCUUCUAGCAGAAAUCAGACUAGGCGAAAGAAGAGCAGCAGGAGAAGUAGGAGGAGGAGGAGUAGUAGGAGGAGAAGUUACUCAGAUGAAAGUGAAAGCGAAGAUGAGAGUGGAAGUGAGGAUUCUGAUGCUAGUCUAUCAUCAGGAGAUCGGGUGAAGUCUAAAAAGCGGAAGAGCUCUUCCUCUUCCAGGUCCAAACAUAACAAGAAGAACCAGAGGAAAAGUCAUUCAGAUGAAAGCGAAAGCGAAGAUGAGAGUGGGAGUGAGGAUUCUGAUGCUAGUCCAUCAUCAGGAGAUCGUGUGAAGUCUACAAAGCAGAAGAGCGCAAGGUCCAAACGUAGCAAGAAGAAGAGGAAAACAGAAUCCGAUGACGAGGCCUCAUUAUCAGAGAAGAGUUCUGAUUCUGCAGUUGAUGCUAAGAGUAAACCUAAGCCUGCAGAGGAAAAGGUGAUGUUGAAUGAAGUUGAUAGUGAGGUGCUUCAGUUUAAGGAGCUUAUUGAGUCGAGGAAGAGAGCUGCAUUAGAGAAUGAGCCAGUGGUUGGGCCGAUGCCGUUGCCAAGGGCUGAAGGGCAUAUUAGUUAUGGUGGGGCACUUAGGCCAGGUGAAGGUGAUGCCAUUGCACAGUAUGUUCAGCAGGGGAAGCGUAUCCCACGAAGAGGUGAAGUGGGUUUAUCAGCUGAGGAGAUUCAGAAGUUUGAGACUCUUGGAUAUGUGAUGAGUGGUAGUAGGCAUCAGAGGAUGAAUGCUAUUCGUAUUAGAAAGGAAAACCAGGUUUAUAGUGCUGAGGACAAGCGUGCAUUGGCCAUGUUUAACUAUGAGGAGAAGUCCAAGCGUGAACAGAAGGUUAUGUCUGAUCUACAGCGGCUGGUGCAGCGCCACAUUGGGCAGGAUGCUGGUCCAUCUCACGAUCCUUUUGGCGGGAGGUCCACUGAGGGGGCUGAAGCUUGAUUCGAAUGUAUGAUGUUUUAUCUAUCUCAUUGAACUAAACUCUAGUCUUGGCUUCAUCUUCCUUUCCUUUUAUUAUGUUUGCUUGGAUUCGAAAUAAUGAGUUGUUUUUGGUACUUACCUGGGCAUCAGAGUUGUGGGAUUGUCUUAAUUUAGCACGUAAUGUAUACUUGUACCAUUGUGGAAAUUAAAUUUUAUCUAUAUAUCAGUUACUUUGGUGCAUUCAUGCUAAACAA
Molecule: messenger RNA, 2042 nt
Organism: Coffea arabica (coffee)
Lineage: Eukaryota; Viridiplantae; Streptophyta; Magnoliopsida; Gentianales; Rubiaceae
Biological process (GO): regulation of gene expression
Cellular component (GO): nucleus
Molecular function (GO): chromatin binding
Source: RefSeq, a predicted model, not a curated record